AUGGCCACCCCGCGGAGACACCCGCUCGUCUCACUAUGUCUGCUCCUCGUGCUCGCCGCCGUCGCUAAUGCAUUACACUUCUACCUGGACACCAACGAGAAACGAUGUUUCAUUGAGGAGCUCCCGACGGACACGGUGGUAGAGGGCCACUACAAAGCCCUCGAAUGGUCAGAACAGGAGCAGAAAUACGUCGAGAACACCAACCUCGGUAUUUUGGUCGAAGUUGACGAGCUCGAGACGGGACACAACGUCGUCAAGACACGCGGGCCUUCAGACGGCAAAUUCACGUUCACCUCGCACGACUCCGGGGACCACUCAAUUUGUCUCUCGAGCAAUUAUGGCACCACAUGGUUCUCGACAACACACAUUCGCUUGCACCUCGAUAUCGUCGUCGGGAAGACGAAACCGGACACGGAGCAGGACCGCUCACACGUGUCCGAGCUCUCGCAGAAGCUGCGGGACCUGAACAUGAAGCUUGAGGACGUCCGCCGCGAGCAGCAGUACCAGCGCGAGCGCGAGGCCGCGUUCCGGGACCUCAGCGAGUCCACAAACUCGAAGGCGGUGUGGUACACGGUGGUGCAGAUCGGCGUGUUGAUCGCGACGUGCGUGUGGCAGAUGAGGCAUCUUAAGCGGUUCUUCGAGGAGAGGAAAAUGCACUAA
This is a messenger RNA of Dichomitus squalens LYAD-421 SS1, 660 nucleotides long. RefSeq lists its product as uncharacterized. Gene Ontology annotation, cellular component: COPII-coated ER to Golgi transport vesicle; endoplasmic reticulum-Golgi intermediate compartment; endoplasmic reticulum. The coding region runs from base 1 to 660 and encodes 219 amino acids. The record is from RefSeq and is a predicted model, not a curated record. Gene Ontology annotation, biological process: Golgi organization; intracellular protein transport; endoplasmic reticulum to Golgi vesicle-mediated transport. The transcript is spliced from 4 exons. NCBI's taxonomy places the organism in Eukaryota, Fungi, Basidiomycota, Agaricomycetes, Polyporales, Polyporaceae.